AGUCCGUGACGUACUCACUGUAAACAGGAAGUAGAGACCGUUAGGUAAGAAGAGCAGUUUGGCAGCAAUUUUCUAUCUGUGUAUCUUCUCCCCGAAAAACAGAUUUUCUGACCUGAGAGUGAGUCAUGGGUAAAAGCUGUAAGGUGGUUGUGUGUGGCCAGGCUGCAGUUGGUAAAACAGCUGUACUGGAACAACUACUGUAUGCCAAUCAUGUUGCAGGCUCAGAGCCUAUGGAGACCCUGGAGGAUAUCUACAUCGGCUCCAUAGAAACUGACCGUGGCACACGGGAGCAGGUGCGCUUCUAUGACACCCGUGGACUCCGGGAUGGGAUGGAGUUUCCUCGACAUUACUACACUUUUGCAGAUGGCUUUGUACUCGUCUACAGCAUCGACAGCAAAGAGUCCUUUAAGCGGAUGGAGGCCCUCAAGAAGGACAUCGACCGUCACAGAGACAAGAAAGAGGUGACCAUCGUUGUGCUCGGUAACAAGCUCGACAAGCAGGAUGAGAGGAGAGUUGACUCUAACAUGGCCCAGAACUGGGCGAAGAACGAGAAGGUGCGUCUGUGGGAGGUGUCGGUGGUGGAACGGCGCACACUGAUCGAACCCUUUGUCUACUUGGCCAGCAAGAUGACCCAGCCCCAGAGCAAGUCCACUUUCCCUCUCAGUCGCAAUAAGAACAAGGGCAGUGGCUCUACAGACAGCUGAAUGACCGGACACUGUUGUCAUGUUCAAGAGGGAGGAAACAGGGAGAAGAGGUGUGUUAAAGGGAACUUAGUUUUGCUAAAAAACUAUUUUGAUAUUAUGAAGGAUUGAGGUAGUAAGAGUUGUGAUGAUGAGAAAAGGCAGGAUGAUUGUAUGAAUAUUUAUAUACAGUGAGCACUGUUGGUAUUAAUAUAGCAUCCAUAUUUCAUGUUUUGGUGAAAUACUAAUUAUAAAUGAGUAAAAAUGCUGAUCUUUUAUCAGCUAAGAAAUUGAAGGAUGCAAAGUGUUUUUGUUUGUCAUUCCCAUUUUAUUAGUUUGGAUUAUGGUCAAACUAUUCAUCCACAUAAUUACCGCUGUUGACAUCAGCAGUCAUAUUUCGACCUACAUUAUGUAGUUCUUAAACUACUGACAAUCAACAUUUUUAUCUCAGUUUAUACUUAAACAGUCCGGCGUUACAAGAUAUCAGAGACUCAUGGUGCUCACUGCAUAGCUAAAUUAUUAAUCAUAUACACUGGCUACUAUUUUAUUUACAUGUGCACUACAUGUAUACACAGAUUGAAUCAGAAAUGGCAGCAGCUACUCAUGUAACCUAAUUAUUGCAUCACACAAAUGCUGAAUUUCACAUGUUGUAAAAGAUUUAUAGGUGAUUGUUUUAUUGAUACAUUAUUGAUGAUGUGCUGUUUGUUGAUCUGGAGAUUUGUUACACUAUACUUGUUCUUUGCUGAGAUUCACUGUUAGAUGUUGUACAGUGAGUGAUUGACAUUCCUAACCACAUAUUGCCUUCUGUACAGGCUGUUGAAAUUUAAAUAUGAGAUAAAUGAUGUUCAGAUGAAAGAUGGUUUCUGCAGGUUCAGGUGCUACUUUUUUUCUGUUUGUGACACAUUAAAGACAUAGAGCACUCUAAAUAGUAAAACGUCAUAGCAUUAAGUCAUCAUAUAAUCAGUUACAGUCACUGCUGGAGUUGAAGCUGGUAUAGUUUUUACUAAGCUGUAAAAUAAAACCCAGAAGUUAUUCAUUAGUCGACAAUUGAACCGUUUCUUCAGGGUGCAACAUGAGUCAAAAAUAUGAGCAUUAUUUGUUUAAUUGAAAAGGGGAAAUUUGUAUGCAUGUGUUUGUGCCUCAACACUAUGUAUCAUACAUGCAACGUUUUUUGUGAAUAUCAGGCUUUUAUGUAUUAAUAUCCAUAAAUGUGUUCACUUGAUAUUUGUUUGCAUGUUUUGUAAACAAAUUAAAGAUUUCUUUCUGUGCCUAAAAA
Sebastes umbrosus (honeycomb rockfish) is the source of this 1956-nucleotide messenger RNA. It is a transcript of the gene nkiras2, whose product is annotated as NFKB inhibitor interacting Ras-like 2. The coding region runs from base 126 to 704 and encodes 192 amino acids. Gene Ontology annotation, biological process: canonical NF-kappaB signal transduction. The transcript has 4 exons. The record is from RefSeq and is a predicted model, not a curated record. Gene Ontology annotation, molecular function: GTP binding; GTPase activity. NCBI's taxonomy places the organism in Eukaryota, Metazoa, Chordata, Actinopteri, Perciformes, Sebastidae.